UACAAGUACACCAUGGGCGUGAAACUCGAUUUAAAAGUAUGAAUAUGGUAGGAGCUUCAACUGAGAUAGUUCAUGCAAAACAUUAUAGAAUUACGAAAACUUCAAAAUUACUGCCCAACAUUGGCAAAGAAAGUUGACAACUGGAGGAGAGCAGCCAGGGACAGAGAUACUUGGAGGCGGAUGCUAGGGGAGGCCAGGGCCCGACUUGGGCUGUAGCGCCAUAGGAGAGAGAGAAUUACUUGCAGGUUUACGCCAGAACGAGAUUAAAACUAUAUCCGAAAGAAAGUUAUUAACACACACUGGAGAAAAGCGUUACAAGUGCAAAAUUUGUUCUAAGCAAUUUAGUCAGGAUGAACAUUUGAAAAACCAUUUAAGGAUACACACUGGUGAAAAGCCAUACAAGUGUGAAAUUUGUUCUAAACAAUUUAAUCAGGGUGGAAAUUUGAAAAAGCAUUUAAGGAUACACACUGGUGUAAAGCCAUACAAGUGUGAAAUUUGUUCUAAACAAUUUAAUCAGGAUAGAAGUUUGAAAAUGCAUUUAAGGAUACACACUGGUGAAAAGCCAUACGAGUGUGAAAUUUGUUCUAAGCAAUUUAAUCAGGAGGGAAAUUUGAAAACGCAUUUAAGGAUGCACACGGGAGAAAAGCCAUACAAGUGUGAAAUUUGUUCUAACCAAUUUAAUCACGGUAGAAGUUUGAAAAUGCAUUUAAGGAUACACACUGGUGAAAAGCCAUACAAGUGUGAAAUUUGUUCUAAACAAUUUAAUCAGGAUAGAAGUUUGAAAAAGCAUUUAAGGAUACACACUGGAGAAAAGCCAUACGAGUGUGAAAUUUGUUCUAAACAAUUUAAUCAGGGUGGAAUUUUGAAACGGCAUUUAAGGAUACACACUGGAGAAAAGCCAUACGAGUGUGAAAUUUGUUCUAAGCAAUUUAAUCAGGAGGGAAAUUUGAAACAGCAUUUAAGGAUACACACUGGAGAAAAGCCAUACAAGUGUGAAAUUUGUUCUAAGCAAUUUAGUCAUGAUGAACAUUUGAAACGCCAUUUAUGGAUACACACUGGUGAAAAGCCAUACAAGUGUGAAAUUUGUUCUAAACAAUUUAAUCGGAAUGAAAGUUUGAAAAUGCAUUUAAGGAUACACACUGGCGAAAAGCCAUACAAGUGUGAAAUUUGUUCUAAACAAUUUAAUCGGAAUGGAAGUUUGAAAAUGCAUUUAAGGAUACACACUGGCGAAAAUCCAUACAAGUGUGAAAUUUGUUCUAAACAAUUUAAUCAGGAUGGAAGUUUGAAAAUGCAUUUAAGGAUACACACGGGAGAAAAGCCAUACAAGUGUGAAAUUUGUUCUAAGCAAUUUAAUCAGGAGGGAAAUUUGAAACAGCAUUUAAGGAUACACACUGGAGUUAAGCCAUACAAGUGUGUAAUUUGUUCUAAGCAAUUUAAUCGGGAUGGACGUUUGAAAAUGCAUUUAAGGAUACACACUGGUGAAAAGCCAUACAAGUGUGAAAUUUGUUCUAAACAAUUUAAUCAGGAUGGAAGUUUGAAAAUGCAUUUAAGGAUACACACGGGACAAUAGCCUUAUAAGUGUUAAAUUUGUUCUAAACAAUUUAAUCGGGAUGGAAAUUUGAAAAUGCAUUUAAGGAUACACACUGAAGAAAAGCCUUAUACGUGUGAAAUUUGUUCUAAGCACUUUAGUCAAGAUCAACAUUUGAAAUACCAUUUAAGAGUACACACUGGAGAAAAACCUUACAAGUGUGAAGUCUGUUCUAAGCAAUUUAGUCGAAAUGGAGAUUUGAAAAGGCAUUUAAGGAUACACACUGAAGAAAAGCCUUAUACGUGUGAAAUUUGUUCUAAGCACUUUAGUCAAAAUAAAUAUUUGAAAAACCAUUUAAGAGUACACACUGGAGAAAAAUCUUACAAGUGUGAAGUCUGUUCUAAGCAAUUUAGUCGAAAUAGAGAUUUGAAAAGGCAUUCAAUGGUACACACUGGAGAAAUGCCUUACAAGUGCAAAAUUUGUUCUAAGCAUUUUAGUCGGUAUGGACAUUUGAAACAGCAUUUAUGGUUACACCUUAAAUGACCUAGAUCGAACCCUCUUGUAAACACACCGUCGACCUAGAGGUUUUCAGGUACUACUAGGUUCUACUGUGAAAUUCACACUGGGUGUACAGUACGGUUAAGAUAGGAAUGCGCAUUUGCCGAAUUUCACGCCAUGCGACUGGCAGCACAAACAGGUCGAAGUACUAAUCACGUACAGAACCGUACAAAGGGUUUUACGGCGGGGCUGUAUUAUGGGUAAAACUAUCUUGUUUUGAUUUUAAUUUAUAUUGCAAAUUAGAAUAAAACACAGAGACAUUAGAUAUUUAUUAUAAGAUUAUUAUUAGAUAUUUACAAAUAAUUAUCUUCAAGAAGUCAAAUAAGAGGCAUGAAUUUUAUUGAAAAGACUUUUUUUAAUAAUAAAAUAAUUUAAUAAAAAGAAAAAAGAAGUUUUUAGCGAGAAUUUUAUUUUAAAAUUGUAUACCUACCUACUUUGUUGAACUAACAAAUAUAUUUUAAAAUACCAUUUUCGAUGGCUAUACAUGAUACAAGGUGGGAUCAAACAAGAAGCAUGAAUUUUAAUAAAAAGACUUUUGUAAUAAUAAAAUAAUUUAAUAAAAACAAAAGAGAAGUUUUUAGCGAGAAUUUUAUUUUAAAAUUGUAUACCUACCAACUUUAUUGAACUAAAAUAUGUUUUAAAAUACCAUUUUCGAUGGCUAUACAGGAUACAAGGUGGGAUCAAAUAAGAAGCAUGCAUUUUAAUAAAAAGACUUUUUUUUAAUGAUAAAAUAAUUUAAUAAAAACAAAAAAGAAGUUUUUAGCGAGAAAUUUAUUUUAAAAUUGUAUACCUACCUACUUUGAUGAACUAACAAAUAUAUUUUAAAAUACCAUUUUUGAUGACUAUACAGGAUACAAGGUGGGACCUCUGAUAACUGCAUCAAUCGAUUAUGGAAAAAUUAUGGUUAGUAAAAUUUCGAUAUUUUAGGUAUAUACAUAAUAUAUUUGCCUAUAGAAUCAAAACCUACUAGAUCCAUGUUUUGAAAAUUUUCAGGAGACUAAAAAAACAUUAAAAAUGUAAAUUUUCCAAAAAGUAUCCGGCAUGGCUCAAUCAAAGGGGCAUCAAUAAAUGUUAUAAAAUGGCACACUAAUUUGGUAUAGAGUCAUUUUUCUGCAUGCCGCUUACAUUUUCAGAAAUUUGUUCUUUUUGUUUGGACUUAGCAGAUUUUGAUUCUAAGCCCACAUAAUAUUGUCCAAAUUCCUCAUUUUCAACUGCUUUUAGGGGCAAUUAAUGCACUAAAAGUGGGUAUUGAACCAUUUUGACAGGAAAGCAUACAAAAUAUACAAGAAAACGAAGUACUUUAUUCGCAGUGACAUACCCAGGGGGGUUUGAGGGUUACAACUCCCCUCACCCCAUUGGAAUGUACUUUGAGCUUAAAUUGGCGGUAUUCUAUACCCCCAGAAAUCCUCCAGUAGUUGUAACCCCCCUUAGGAUAAUCCUGGUUACGCCGUUGCUUUAUUGUUCAUAAAGUAAUGGACAUAGCAGGAUUUGAUUCUAACGUGUCAACAUUCCACGGGUAUUUUAAAGCGGAUUUAGAAGGUUCUGAGCCGAAACCUUAUUCCUGUAGAUUAAUAUAUACUUAUAUACUUAAUAUAACAUUACAAAUGUGUAAAAAAAGAGAAAACGAAAACUUUUGGAUUUAGCAGGGUUUGAUUUUGAUGGGCUCAUUUCGUGUACCAUAUCCUAUAUCCAAGUUCAAUUGUUUUGUAGUUAUUAACGUUUGAAAAGUGGCCAUUUUCACAUUUUGGACAGUUAUGACAUCAAAACGGUUUGACUUAGAUCGAAACGGUUUGCACGUUCCUAUUUAAACUUUUCAUAAGCUACCGAAAAGCUUUCCAACAGCCAAUAUACCUAAUACCCACUCAAGUUCUUUGCACUCAGCCCAAUACCCGAAAAGCUCGUACUGUGAUUGGACUGAUAAAUGCAUUUCAUUGGUUGUAGAAUAAUCGAGGUUAGUCACAGGUAAUCAAUUAUACUAAUGUCGCCCUCUGCAUCCAAGAUGUCGGAUUCGCUUUCGCUACUUUCACCUAUUUUUGCUUUGUUACUUGUGCGAAACAGUCUUGGAUCAACUGGCGCACCUCUUCAUUUUUAAAAAUAGUAUUAUGGGUAGCUACAUAUCGCUUAAGUUUGUUCCACACCAUUUCUAUAGGAUUUAAGUUGCAAUGAUACAUUAUAAAUGAUUACAUUGUAAAACAUAUUCAUCAAGAUUAUACUGAUCGUGUUGAUCUUUAAAAGCACGCACUGUUUCUAAUAGCUCAGAUUUCAAAAAUCUAUUUCGAAAUUUUUCAAGCUUUAUAUAAAAGAAUCGCUACUGCAAGUACAAACUAAUAAAAAAAAUAGUACUUCCCAAGCUAUUUAUACAUUUCGUGGAUUUCCUUUUUUUUAUUCUACUGUAUAGAUAAUAUAAAAUAUUAUACUCGUACUGCCGGGAGAUGCAUUUUAUCCAAGCCAGUCCUGUGCGAAGCUCUUGAGAGAGCAAUCAACAACUGGUGAAGAACGACAACCCUGUACGUUUAUUGCUCAUAAGAAAUGUAUUGCCCUAUCUUAGCUGUACUGCACUUUCGAUGUGAAUUUCUCUAUAGCUGUUCCGUAAUAUUCAGCGUUCGAAUGAAACAGGAUUGAAAAUACUGGAACCCGUACCAGCCAGAUCGUCGCCACCAAAUCGAAGGUUCCAGAUCAGAGGCAUACUGGUAUAUAAGAGAAUUUGUGUGGAACUGACUUAGUAAUAAUUUCGAUGUUAACCCGGCGCAUGCCUGGUGAAAAAACUGACGUCACCUGCCUAGACGAAUAUCUUGCACCCGAAGAUACCUAUUAUAUACGUUUAUUUUACAAAUUAAAUAAAAAUCGAUUACUUACAUAAA
This is a messenger RNA of Diabrotica virgifera virgifera (western corn rootworm), 4947 nucleotides long. RefSeq names its product zinc finger protein 678-like. Bases 533 to 1570 code for a protein of 345 amino acids. Lineage: Eukaryota; Metazoa; Arthropoda; Insecta; Coleoptera; Chrysomelidae. The record is from RefSeq and is a predicted model, not a curated record. The transcript is spliced from 3 exons.